AUGGGCCGUAUAGGGAAUCUACUGCAUUUAGCUCUAAUAUCCAGAGUAGCCCUUUCUCAUAAGCACUCUCACGGGGCUGAAUCAAGUCACAAUCAUGAUGCAUUCUCGCACGUUGUACAACGUAUCCAAGACACCUUCUUUCCGUUUUCACCACGCUACAAUUCAGUGCUAGCCACCUUGGCUAUCCAAUUGGCCCCCUGUGUGGUCAUAUUCUCUAUCCCAGGUCUCAAGAAAAGCCAGAAAGGCGGCCAACAUAGUGCUUUUUUGCCCAUUCUAGUAUCAUUUGCAUUUGGAACCUUACUUGGCGAUAUUUUCCUACAUCUGAUACCGGAAAUAUUCGAGACAGUCUCUGUCGCUGGUGGAUCGCAUACUUCACCUAGUAUUUUAGGGUCAGCCAUACUGGCAGGCUUCAUGCUGUUCCUUUUCGUUGACAAAUCCUUGAGAGUCAUGUCGACAGGUUCCGGAGAGGAAAUCUCUUUGUCCUCUCAUUCACAUUCGCAUAUUCAUGAGCCGGCAGAAGCUGUCAGCAGCGGUACAGCAGAGGUCCCGCACAACGCCAGCAGGCUCACCAGGAGGAAAAAGGCUUCUGACCACAUCGCCACCCAACAGAAGAAACUUGUCGACGAUCCCGCCACUUCUCGAAAACCCAAUGUCUCGGCCUACCUCAGCAUCAUUACAGGCUGCGUACAUAACGUCACUGAUGGUAUUGCGCUGGCGUCAAGCUUUUACAGCUCCCGCCACAUCGGGGCCACCACAACCAUUGCAGUAAUGUUCCAUGAAGUGCCACACGAAGUAGGAGAUUUCGUCAUCCUACUAUCGGGAGGCUUUACGUUCGCGCAAGCCGUCAAAUCUCAGCUCAUCACUUCAGUCGGCGCGUUACUUGGAACCGCCAUCGGCUGCUUCCUCAACGAGUGGGGCAACACAGCCGGGUGGUACACUCAAUCCCCCCUUCUACUGCCGAUCAGUUGCGGUGGGUUCAUCUACAUAGCCACGGUCGCGGUUGCUCCGCAGGUGCUUCAAUCCAUCUCGGCCAGCAAGACACAAGAAAUCAAGCUCUGGGCUCUACAAUUCGUCUCCAUCGUCAGUGGAUUUGCAGUGAUGGCAGCUCUAAGAUUAAUAGAGUAG
This is a messenger RNA of Torulaspora globosa, 1125 nucleotides long. RefSeq names its product Zn(2+) transporter YKE4 (gene YKE4). The coding region runs from base 1 to 1125 and encodes 374 amino acids. Gene Ontology annotation, cellular component: membrane. Lineage: Eukaryota; Fungi; Ascomycota; Saccharomycetes; Saccharomycetales; Saccharomycetaceae. Gene Ontology annotation, biological process: zinc ion transmembrane transport; intracellular zinc ion homeostasis. Gene Ontology annotation, molecular function: zinc ion transmembrane transporter activity. The record is from RefSeq and is a predicted model, not a curated record. The transcript has a single exon.